This is a messenger RNA of Equus quagga, 945 nucleotides long. RefSeq names its product olfactory receptor 2W3. Gene Ontology annotation, molecular function: G protein-coupled receptor activity; olfactory receptor activity. The record is from RefSeq and is a predicted model, not a curated record. Bases 1 to 945 code for a protein of 314 amino acids. Gene Ontology annotation, biological process: G protein-coupled receptor signaling pathway. Lineage: Eukaryota; Metazoa; Chordata; Mammalia; Perissodactyla; Equidae. The transcript has a single exon. Gene Ontology annotation, cellular component: membrane.
AUGGAUGGAACCAAUGGCAGCACUCAGGGAAAUUUCAUUCUUUUGGGGUUUUCUGACCGCCCUCAUCUGGAGAGAAUCCUCUUUGUGGUCAUCUUGAUUGCAUAUCUCCUGACACUUGUGGGCAAUACCAUCAUCAUCCUGGUGUCCCGGCUGGACUUCCACCUCCACACUCCCAUGUACUUCUUCCUCACCCACCUCUCCUUCCUGGACCUCAGUUUUACCACAAGCUCCAUCCCCCAGCUGCUCUAUAACCUGAGUGGAGGUGACAAGACCAUCAGCUACACAGGCUGUGCUAUCCAGCUCUUCCUAUUCCUGGGUCUGGGUGGUGUGGAGUGUCUGCUCCUGGCCGUCAUGGCAUAUGACCGCUUUGUUGCAGUCUGCAAGCCCCUUCACUACAUGGUGAUCAUGAAUCCAUGCCUCUGCAUGGCCUUGGUGUCGGUGGCCUGGGGCUGUGGGAUGGCCAACUCCUUGGCCAUGUCCCCAGUCACCCUGCUCUUACCACGCUGUGGGAACCACCAUGUGGACCACUUCCUGUGUGAGAUGCCUGCCCUAAUCAGGAUGGCCUGUGUCAACACAGCUGCCAUUGAGGGCACUGUCUUUGUCCUGGCAGUGGGCAUUGUGCUGUCACCCCUGGUAUUUAUCCUGGUCUCCUAUGGCUACAUCAUGAGGGCAGUGUUACAAAUUCAGUCAGUGUCAGGGAGGCAAAAGGCCUUCAACACAAGUGGCUCCCAUCUCACAGUGGUCUCACUUUUCUACGGAAACAUCAUGUACAUGUACAUGCAACCUGGGAACAGUUCUUCACAAGACCAGGGCAAGUUCCUCACCCUCUUCUACAACAUCAUCACCCCCCUGCUGAACCCCCUGAUCUACACCCUCAGAAACAAAGAGGUGAAGGGGGCACUGAGGAGGCUGCUGCUGGGUGACAGAGAGGUAGGAAAGAAGUAA